Molecule: messenger RNA, 1533 nt
Organism: Cottoperca gobio
Lineage: Eukaryota; Metazoa; Chordata; Actinopteri; Perciformes; Bovichtidae
Gene: smndc1
Product: survival motor neuron domain containing 1
Exons: 8
Coding region: 317-1027 (236 amino acids)
Biological process (GO): mRNA processing; regulation of alternative mRNA splicing, via spliceosome
Cellular component (GO): precatalytic spliceosome; nucleus; cytoplasm
Molecular function (GO): RNA binding
Source: RefSeq, a predicted model, not a curated record
CAUUUAUAAAGCUACUUGGGAAACGAACUAGCUAGCGGCCAUCCAAAGCUAGCGACACGAAGCAUAGCGAUUAUAUGUCGUUCCAGUUGAAUGGAUUAAUUGUCUCUUUGAGGAAUAUGGAAAUAUCUUCAAAAUACAUAAAUGAUCAGUCAACCAAGGGAAACCUGUCAACACCUGGAAAAUAGCCGCACGAGGCUCCAUCUGCUGACCAGUAGAGGUUGUACUCGAUCGCCUGAGAGACGGACCAGUAUCUGUCCAGGCUGAUGGCGCACAGGUGAACAAUGGACGAGGUACAGAAGAGCACAUCCAAAGCCAGAUGUCUGAAGACUUGGUCAAGCAGUUGAACAGCUACAAAGCCCAGCUACAGCAAGUAGAAGUUGCCUUAUCUACCGACCAAGAAAAUGAAGACCUCCUUAAGCUCCAGAAAGACUUGCAGGAAGUCAUCGAUUUGACAAAAGACCUCCUAACCUCACAACCCGCUGAGAGUGCUUCCAGUACCAAGGGCUCAGAAACGGUUCCACAGAAGCAUGGCUGGAAAGUGGGGGACAGCUGCCUGGCUGUGUGGAAUCAGGACGGACAGGUGUAUGAGGCUGAGAUUGAGGAGAUAGACCGGGAGAACAGCACCGCAGCUGUAACCUUCGCCGGGUACGGGAAUGCUGAAGUGAUUCCUCUGCAGAACCUCAAGGCAGUCGAGGAGGGAAAACAUACGGACGAGGAUGGGAAGCCAAAAUCAAGGAAAGAGCAGAUAGCAGAGCAGAGAGAGUAUAAGAAGAAGAAAGCCCAGAAGAAAGUACUGAGGAUGAAGGAAUUAGAGCAAGAGCGGGAGGAACAAAAGUCAAAGUGGCAACAGUUCAACAACAAAGCCUACUCAAAGAACAAGAAAGGACAGGUAAAGAGGAGCAUAUUUGCAUCUCCAGAAAGCGUCAAUGGAAAGGUGGGAGUGGGAACAUGUGGUAUUGCAGACAAGCCAAUGACCCAGUACUAUGACACGUCAAAAUACAAUGUCAGACAUCUGAUGCCUCAAUGACCUGAUUUAUUCUGUAUAUAAUAAUCCACUGUAUACUACCUGUAUCAGUGCUUUCCAUUGUGUUUAUACAUGAUUUACGUUUCCCAAGUAAAGAAAGCUUUGAAAGGAAUUGCUUGCACACCAUUGUUUGAAAUAUUGAUGUAGUUUUCUUAUAUAUUAUGUAGGUACAACAAAACAAAAACAAAACCAGAUAGGGGGGGUUUUCCCUGCACUGGAACAAAGUCACCUGUUUUGUAAGAACAGGAUCCGGUGUUGUAGAUAAACCGUAUAGUUUGUUGUUUGUGUCCAGGUUCCUCUGAGGCCAAAUACCUGCUAAGAUGAGGAUAAAUAUACACCCGCAGAUUUGGUUUGUUGUACAUUUUGAAGCUGGAUUUUAAAUACUGACCCAUUUUGGGGGGGGGGGGGUCUGGAAGUCAAUAAUGCUGAUUUGACAUGGCUGAAUUUACGUUUUAAUUUCUAUGUAUAUAACAGUGAAAUAAACGUUGUUUUGUUUUCAAUUUUUUAAA